GACCCUGGGGAUAAAAUGGGCCUGGGGAGCUGGGAGCCACUGGCCUGCGAAGUCCCAGCCCCGACUGCCCUUGCACUCUGGGCUUCAGCUGGAAAGCUGCUGGACAUGAAUGUGGGAGAGGGUUCCGGUGCCCCCAGCCCCUGGCUGGGCCCCCGCCUGCUGCUCCUGGGGCUGCUGCUCCUGCCGGCUGCGCUCUCGCUCCCCACAGCGGACCUGGAAGGAGGAGAGGAGGACCUGCGCUGCGUGUGUAUGAAGACCACCCCCCUACUCCGUCCCAAGGACGUCAGCAGCCUGGAAGUGAUCGGUGUCUCGGGCCACUGCCCCACCCCCCAGAUGAUAGCUUCGCUGAAUAAUGGGAGGAAAAUAUGCCUGGACCCGAAUGCUCGCCUGUAUAAGAAAAUAAUCAGGAAGCUUUUGAAGAGCUAGUUACUAGCUGCCUGACUCUGUACCUUUUCGACAGAGCAUGAUUUUGUUUUUGUUUUUUCAUUUGCAACCCAACUGUGGAAAAAUCUUCUGGUGCUUUUAUUAUCCUUCAAAUUCUAAAUAAAUAAAAUAAAUCGACUUGUGGUA
Messenger RNA from Ailuropoda melanoleuca (giant panda), 570 nucleotides. RefSeq names its product platelet factor 4-like. Gene Ontology annotation, cellular component: extracellular region. The record is from RefSeq and is a predicted model, not a curated record. The transcript is spliced from 3 exons. NCBI's taxonomy places the organism in Eukaryota, Metazoa, Chordata, Mammalia, Carnivora, Ursidae. Gene Ontology annotation, molecular function: chemokine activity. The coding region runs from base 16 to 426 and encodes 136 amino acids. Gene Ontology annotation, biological process: defense response; immune response; chemotaxis.